GUCCUUCCUUCUCAUCCUCCUCCAUUUUUUACUUGGCUCAAGUUUAUUGAGCUUGGCAGCUCGCAGCCGAGCCGCGCGCCCGCGAGCGUUCCUCCUUGUCGUGAGGGGGCGGUUAUCUCCGCACGCGCGGAGCCCGAUGGAGCAAUGAUGCCCGCUGGCGCUCUUGCUCCUCUCAUCGCGUUCGCGGUGGUGUUCCUCAUGCUGUUCGAUGUUGGCGUCUCGUCGUGUGUUGCAGCUGCGGUGGCCACUUCUUCUUCGCCUGCUGGCCACCAGUUGCCCUCGGCCGUCGGCCCUGUUGCCGGUCACCUGCUGCCCUCGGCCGUUGGCCUUCCGCCUGCACCUGCUGCUCCUCGUCGGCGAGGGGCCCGUUCUGCGAGGAAAGUUCGCAAUCGACGAAUGCGUGCAUGCAGGCUGGUUUUUGUUCCUCAUCCACCUGAUCGACGGAAGCGAGACCUGCAACCAGCGACCGCCUCGCGAGGCUUCCUGGAUUGCACGGGGGAGGGCGACGUCAAGAUAAAGGCGCCCAGGCACACGUGCGUCCCGGACGACAAGGACGGUGACAUGAAUAGAAUGCCAUCGAAGACACCCUGAGCGCCCCAUGGGACAAGAACAUCACGAAUGGCACCUUCGGGGUCGGCGUAGCGUGUUCGCGCGAGGUCCUUUCGCGCGCCAACGGCGAGAGCGACCUGGACACCUUCCUCCCGAUGAUCAUGGAGCAGGUGGCAACCCUCGUCCAGCGGAGCGCGUCGCAGAGUGCCACAAUCUGAUGUCCGUGUUUGGAAUGCGCGUAUACGAUAUGGAGUCCGAGCAAGUACGGCGCUCACAAGCUGAUGGUGAUGGCCAAGGCAGCCUGAGUGGGUGCAGGCUGGGCCAGAAGAGUAAGCACGACGUCCUCAGCCAGAUGAACAAAGAGCAGAAGAGUAGCAUGGACAAGACCACCAAGCUCGUCGAGCAGACAGGCCUUAUGAAGGAGUCCGCUUGUGUCACAUUCGCGGACUUGGACAUCCGGGACAUCCGUGAUGACUUAUGGCGGGAGGAUGCCCCACAGUUCAAGAACCAAACCAUGGAGUGCAUGAAGCUGUUGGUGGAGGCUUUUUCCUCGCUUAGCGCGUUUCCAAGUACGUCGAGAACCUCUUCACCUUCGCUGGCGGCCUCGUACUUCGACGACCUCGCUGCGAGCUUCCAGGACGAACAGUGCAUCAACCAGUUCGCUAGUGUCUUGUACGACCGGGUCUUCGUCUCGGAGGGGCUGUCUCCCCUUUCAUGUACAACCUCGCCGCCUUCUGCGGCGCCUCCAAGGACUCCGACCGCAUGUUCUCCGCCGUCUACGGCGACCUUAUAUCUUGAGGACGGAGCGGCGGCGCCGAGCGGCCAAGGCUAGUGCGCAUCGUCCCUCUCUGGGUACAUGCGUAUAUUUUAUCCUGGGGUCUCAGGAUGACCCUGGAGGUCCCUGGAUUCCCUCCAGAUUCGAGAGGUCCCUGGAAGUCCCCACAGGCCUGUAGAUGCCGCCCAAGGCCACAAAUAAGCCAUAUACGCAGUCUAGACCUCGAUCUUCGAAGCUUGAUCCUGUUGUUGGCUGCAAUCCGCUCCCCGGCUGAAGCCCCCACAACGUUAUUGUAAAGGUAGAGCAGAGCGAAACGAUGCUGCUCCGCCCACCUGCUGGCUGAUGCCGUCUGAUGGCUUCACCCCGGUCCUGAGGCUUCGAAUGUUGAUGA
Molecule: messenger RNA, 1715 nt
Organism: Prorocentrum cordatum
Lineage: Eukaryota; Dinophyceae; Prorocentrales; Prorocentraceae
Source: the annotation of a GenBank genome assembly